CUGACAUUUAAAAAACGGUGGAGGGUUUGUAUCUUUGGGUAGAUUUUAAUCUUCACCACCCUGCGCAGUCGGGUCAAAGCUGGCACAACUUUCUGCUGAGUCAUCGGGACACACGCUCCUCCGACCCGGGACUGUGCAAUCCUCUUCCUCCUCAGGACCGCUCCUCAUCCUCCUCAGGUCCGCUCCUCAUCCUCCUCAGUUCAGAUCCUCUUCCUCCUCUCAGCGCGGUCAGGACUGAAAUGUCAGGUUCGGAGAGAGAUCAAUCGAGAGCACAGGAUGAUCGUCAGAUCGCUGAAACGAUCCACGUCAGCGUCAAAGGUCCAGCGGAGAGCAGAGAGUGCACCAUGAGAGGAGACUGCACCGUCACACAGCUGAAAUGGUCUCUGGCAGAGGGUGUGGGGGUCCCGGCAGAGCAGCUGGUGCUCAUCCACUUUGGUCGCGUGCUCAGGGAGUCAGAACUCCUGAGUCAUCUUAGGGCACGAGAUGGGUGUGUGAGCCUCUGCAUGAUCCAAAGGCCUCAGCUUUCGUCUGCUGCACACACCUGUGAUCCAACUUCAGAAAGUGUCCAGUCGGGGCUCACAGCCGCUCUUCAUCCGGACCCUGACAGUAUCACGCCGUCUCCCACCUCGCCCCUUUGUCUGGUGGAAGGUCUUGACAAUUUUGGCCAAACAAACAGCGGGCCUGGCUUCUUUUCUUCACUCCAGCGCCAGAUGGACCCGGAGAUGCUGCACCGUGUCCUGGGCAGCCCCUUCGUACAGACCACCCUCUCCACCUCCAGCCCUCAACUAACCAGACAGCUAAUUCUGUCAAAUCCCCAAAUUCACCAGCUCGUGCAGACAAACCCAGAGGUUGGAGAUAUGCUUAACAAUGCAGAUGUUAUCACACAGGUGCUGGAGCUCAUCAGGAACCCUGACAUGAUCGAGGAUGUGAUGCAUGAUGAAGACAAAGCAUUAGGAAAUUUGCAGCCAAAGCAGGAAAACCCUGAAAACACCAAUAGGGAUUCUGGUGGCAAUCAGAAGACUGACACAAAAAGAUUAUCACAGAUCCAGAUAGCAGCAUCCCGAGUGGGGACAACAUCAUCUGGGGAAAAACAGCCAAAUGAAGGAGAAAGAAACAAGACUCCACCCGUCUCCAGUGACUGUUCAGAUCCUCUCGGAGAACUGAGAGCUGAUCCGAACCCUCAGAGCCCCCUCACUGCAGGCAUGCAGUCUCUGCUACAGGAGAUCACAGCCAGCCCCGGGCUGAUGGAGAGCCUGCUGUCUGGGCCGUAUGUCAGCAGCCUCCUCCACUGCCUCGGCCAGAACCCAGACCUCGCUGCACAGAUGCUGCUGAGCCACCCUUUGUUCUCAGGAAAUCCUCAGCUGCAGCAGCAGAUGAGACAGCAGAUCCCUCUCUUCCUGCAACAGAUGCAGAGUCCAGAACUGCUGUCAGCCAUGUUGAACCCCAGAGCCAUGGAGGCCCUGCUCCACAUCCAGCAGGGCCUACAGACUCUGGCUACAGAGGUUCCUGCUCUGAUACCUACAGCCGGUCUUGAUGCUCCACCUGAGCUAGCACCUGACUCUGUCCUCAACAGCCAAUCUGAAAGUGGUCCUCGGGUUGCCGCGGUGACAGAGCAGCAGCAGCAGCAGUUUGUGCAACAGAUGCUACAGGCGCUGGCUAACACCGAUAAUGGGGUCCACGUUGAGGACGCUGAGUUCCAGGACGAGCUGGAGCAUCUGAGUUCAAUGGGCUUCGGAGACAGAGAGGCAAAUCUGCAGAUCCUCAUCAGCACCGGAGGAGACCUUUGCACUGCAAUACAACAACUCCUCAGUCUCUGACACACACACACACACACACACACACACACACACACACACACACACACACACACACACACACACACACACACACACACACACACACACACACACACACACACACACACACUCACACUAUAAUGUACUGUAAGCACCUACACUCAAAACAAAAUAUCUCUAUCAACGAUUACAAAGUGCUUUACAAAAACAUGCAAGACACAUUUGUAUUUCCACACUUUUAAGACACACUUAUAUGCAUUCCUUAACUUCCAUAACUAACCUCUGUCUGCAUUAUAUUCAGUCCUAGCAUUACAGUCCUUCUCAAAGUAAUGUACCUAUUACAAUGGGUUUAUUUAACCCUUUUUUUUUUUAAAUAAUCGAUUUGAAAAGGGAUUAGCACUUCAUUUAAUUUACCAGUUGUUUGUUUCGAUCAUUCACUUUUAGUAAGAAUGAAUAUGUGGAUUUGUUUUUCUUCUAAGAUGGUUGUAUUAGUCAUUAAGUCUAUAAUAUGAAAACAGGGAAAAGUAUUGAUCUGAACUUCCCAGAGACUGAGGUUACGCCUUAAAGAAGACUCCCAUCAUUCCAUUUGCAAUCGUAUGAAAUGGAGAAAAGCAGCCAAAUGUGCACAUUUAACUGAAAACACAUGUUGUACCCUGCCUUGGUGUAGCGAUGAAUAAAAACACGACUCAAAACACAAA
Gymnodraco acuticeps is the source of this 2494-nucleotide messenger RNA. RefSeq names its product ubiquilin-1-like. The record is from RefSeq and is a predicted model, not a curated record. NCBI's taxonomy places the organism in Eukaryota, Metazoa, Chordata, Actinopteri, Perciformes, Bathydraconidae. Gene Ontology annotation, cellular component: cytosol. The transcript is spliced from 11 exons. Bases 240 to 1817 code for a protein of 525 amino acids. Gene Ontology annotation, molecular function: polyubiquitin modification-dependent protein binding. Gene Ontology annotation, biological process: ubiquitin-dependent protein catabolic process.